CCGGAAGCGCCGUCACGCACAGCGCGCGGGGCGGUGGCCCGGCGGUCCCCGCCCCGCCCUUCCCGCUAGGGGGCGCAGCGGAGGCCGGGCCGCUCUAGCCGGCCAAGGGCGAACGAGGCGGGCCGGUCGCCAUGGCGACGGCGGCGGAGCGGUGGCGGGGCGGCAUGGCGGAGCGGCGGGCGCUGGAGACCCGCCUGGUGGAGAACCAGCCGUACGACGAGAGCCUGGACCUGCCGGAGGCCGAGGAGGCGGGCGGCGCGGCGGGGAGGCCGGCCGGGGCCCGCUCGCCGCGGGUUGGGGACGCGGGCCGCCCCCGGGGCUCCCGCCGGCCGGGGCUGCCCGGGGCAGGCGGCGGCGCCGCUGAUCGCAGCAGCGACGAGGAGGGCGGCGGUGGUAAGGAGGCGGCGGCGGCGGCCCGCUCGGCGCCCCCCGCUGCUCUCAGCGAGGAUGAGGAAGACGACGACGACUCGGAGGAGGAGGACGAUUCCUCCGAGACCGACUCGGAGGACGACUCGGAGGAGCACGGGGCUGCGCUGGAGGGUGACUUCAAUCUCACAGAUUAUGACUACCUGCCCGUAUCUUCUGAAAUCAAAGAACUCUUUGAGUACAUCAAGAGGUACACUCCCAAAACCAUAGAGAUCGAGCACAAACUGCAGCCUUUUAUCCCAGACUUUAUUCCUGCAGUGGGAGACAUCGACGCGUUCCUAAAGGUUCCCCGUCCCGACGGCAAGCCCGACAACCUUGGCCUGCUGGUCCUAGACGAGCCGUCGACCAAGCAGUCGGAUCCCACCGUGCUCUCCCUUUGGCUGACAGAGAACUCCAAGCAGCACAACGUCACACAGCAGAUAAAAGUGAAGAGUUUGGAGAAUGCAGAAAAGAACCCCAAGGCCAUUGACAGCUGGAUCGAAAGCAUCAGCGAGCUGCACCGCUGCAAACCUCCCGCCACAGUCCAUUACACCAGGCCAAUGCCCGACAUCGAGACCCUGAUGCAGGAAUGGUCACCGGAAUUUGAGGAGCUCUUGGGAAAGGUGGGCCUCCCGACUGCAGACAUGAACUGUGACCUGGCUGAAUACAUCGACAUGAUAUGCGCCGUUCUGGACAUCCCCGUGUACAAGAGUCGGAUCCAGCCUCUGCACGUCCUCUUCUCGCUCUACUCGGAGUUCAAGAACUCACAGCAUUUCAAGCCCCUGGCUGAGGGGAAGAAGGGCAGGAGCCCGCCGUCCAACCCGCCUUCGCAAGCGGCAGAUGCGGAAGCGUUAAGCUUUACUUAAAGCUUCACCUUAAGCCCUCAUCGUCUGGACCAACGGCUGCUGCCGGACAUUGAGAUUUGACCAAAGCAACGCGCAGCGCUUCAAAAGCCUCCCUGGUUUUAUAGAGGCUCCUGAUCUGUUCUGCAUUCACAGAGUAGGACUUGACUCGUCACGUUGAUGGUGAAAGCUGCCCAAUCCCCCUGUUUUUAGACCUGCCCCCAAGCAGUUCAGCAUAAAGCCUGCUCUUCCCGACAAGAGGCUCCCUGUGCCGUAGGUGCGUCGGAGCAGAGGCUCCUCGAGCAUGCGCUAUGCGUGCUAAAGCAAGCAGGAAUAAAUUCCACGCUCGGACACACCACU
Grus americana (Whooping crane) is the source of this 1607-nucleotide messenger RNA. It is a transcript of the gene IFT46, whose product is annotated as intraflagellar transport 46. The record is from RefSeq and is a predicted model, not a curated record. Gene Ontology annotation, cellular component: motile cilium; intraciliary transport particle B; centrosome. Gene Ontology annotation, biological process: intraciliary transport; cilium assembly. The coding region runs from base 132 to 1271 and encodes 379 amino acids. NCBI's taxonomy places the organism in Eukaryota, Metazoa, Chordata, Aves, Gruiformes, Gruidae. The transcript has 11 exons.